Messenger RNA from Fusarium pseudograminearum CS3096, 1623 nucleotides. RefSeq lists its product as uncharacterized. The transcript has 2 exons. Gene Ontology annotation, cellular component: membrane. Gene Ontology annotation, biological process: carbohydrate transport; transmembrane transport. Gene Ontology annotation, molecular function: carbohydrate:proton symporter activity. Lineage: Eukaryota; Fungi; Ascomycota; Sordariomycetes; Hypocreales; Nectriaceae. Bases 1 to 1623 code for a protein of 540 amino acids. The record is from RefSeq and is a predicted model, not a curated record.
AUGCCUCCCACCUUUGCAGGCCUGACGGGCAAGAAACUGUCCCUGGCCAUCUCUACAGUCGCAACAACUGGUUUCCUCCUCUUCGGUUACGAUCAAGGUGUCAUGUCUGGAAUCAUUGACGCUGACCCUUUCCAUGACUACUUCCCCGAGACAAAGAACAGCACCAUGCAGGGCUUUGUCACUGCCAUCUACGAGAUUGGAUGUCUGCUCGGUGCCAUGUUUAUUCUCUGGAUCGGUGAUCUGCUCGGUCGUAGAAGGGCUAUGAUCUUGGGUGGUUGGAUCAUGAUUCUCGGCGUCAUCAUCCAAAUCACCGCCAUGAAGGGCCACUCUGCUCUUGCUCAACUCAUCGUUGGUAGAACAAUCACCGGUGUGGGUAACGGUAUCAACACUUCUACUAUCCCUACCUACCAGGCUGAGUGUUCCACCACCUCCAACAGAGGUCUUCUCAUCUGUAUCGAAGGUGGUAUCAUUGCCUUUGGUACCCUUAUCGCCUACUGGAUCGACUACGGCUGCUCCUACGGUCCCCAGGACCUCACUUGGCGUUUCCCCAUUGCCUUCCAGGUCGUUUUCGGUCUUGUCGUCUGCCUCGGCAUGGUCUGGCUCCCCGAGUCACCCCGCUGGUUGCUCACUCACGACCGCCACGAAGAAGCCGAAAAGGUCAUCGCCGCCAUCCGAGGCUUCGAGAUUGACAGCGACGAGACCCGUGCCGAGCGCGACAGAGUUGUCGACUCCAUCCGUGCUUCUGGUUUCGCUGCUCAGAAGAGCACCCCCGUCAAGGCUCUGUUCACCGGUGGAAAGACUCAGCACUUCCGUCGUAUGCUUCUCGGCGCUGGCUCGCAAUUCAUGCAGCAGGUCGGUGGCUGCAACGCUGUUAUCUACUACUUCCCUAUUCUGUGCACCGACAUCUUUGGCGAUAAGAACUUUGCCCUUCUGCUCGGUGGCGUCAACAUGAUUGUCUACUCCAUCUUUGCGACAUCUUCUUGGUUCCUCAUUGAGCGUGUUGGUCGUCGCAAGUUGCUGCUUAUUGGUACCGCUGGACAGAUGCUUUCCAUGUUCUUGACCAUGGGAUUCUUGAUUCCCGGUGGUAGCGACCCUGGUAACAACGCACCUCAAAUCUCCAAGGGUGCCAUCGCUGGUUUGUUUACAUACAUUGCUUCGUUCGGUGCCACCUGGUUGCCUCUUCCCUGGUUGUAUCCCGCUGAGAUCAACCCCCUCAAGACCCGUGGCAAGGCCAACGCUACGUCUACUUGCACCAACUGGCUGUUUAACUUUGUCAUUGUCAUGAUUGUUCCCAUCAUGAUCUCCAACAUCCACUGGGGAACCUACCUUUUCUUCGGUUGUGCCAACGCCACCUUUUUCCCUAUUCUGUACUGGUUCUACCCCGAGACUGCCAACCGUUCUCUCGAGGAGAUCGACAUCAUCUUCGCCAAGGGUUUCGUCGAGCAGAUCUCGUACGUCAAGGCUGCCAAGGAGCUCCCCUUCCUUACUCAAGAGGAGGUCGAGCGCGAAGCUAUCCGUCUUGGACUUGUCGACGAGGCUGGUCGUGGCGGUAUGAUGGAGAAGCCAGGCGAGGAGAGUGGCACUGUCCGCGACGAGUCUGGGUUCAACUCUGAGAAGUCUUGA